GCUGGAGCCGCCGCCGCUUCUCCUCCUCCUGCUGCCGCCUCGGCCGUUGAGCGGCUCCCCUCCCUCCCAUCCAGCCCCCUCCAUGGCCGAAGGGGCCCCGCCGAGAGCGUGAUGGAGGAGCCGGCUCGGAGUCGCCCGCCUUCCCCGCCUUCCCCGCCGCCGCUCUCGGCUUCCCGUUGCGCCCGCCGCCUCCGCCGCCUCCUGCCCGUCGGCGCUUGGCAGGAAGCCCGGGAGCUGAUCAAGAUCGGAGGGCCCGUGUUCACAGCCCAACUGUUGGGCUUCUUGAUCAGUGUGGUGAGCUCCAUCUUCUGCGGCCACCUGGGCAAGGUGGAACUGGAUGCCGUCACCCUUGCCGUCUCGGUCGUCAACGUGGUUGGCAUUUCGGUGGGUACCGGCUUGGCAUCGGUAUGCGACACCCUCAUGUCACAGACUUACGGGAGUAAGAACGUGAAGAGAGUCGGCACGAUCCUGCAACGGGGCAUCCUAAUUCUUCUCCUUUUCUGCUUUCCCUGCUGGGCCCUUUUCCUUAACACCGAGAGGAUCUUGCUGCUUUUCCGACAGGAUCCCGAAGUCUCCAGAUUAACCCACAUUUAUGUGAUGAUCUUUAUUCCUGCCCUGCCGGCCGCGUUCAUCUACCAGCUGGAAACACGUUAUUUGCAAAGUCAGGCUGUUCUCCUGCCUCAAGUAGUGACCGGCGUAGUGGUGAACGUGUUGAACGUGAUCAUGAAUACCAUUUUCCUGCACACCUUCAAACUGGGCGUGGUGGGUUCAGCCUGGGCCAACACCCUUUCACAGAACCUGCAAGCGUUUCUGCUCUUCCUCUUCGUCUGGUGGAAAAAGAUCCAUAAGGAAACCUGGGGAGGCUGGACGAUGGAGUGUUUGCAGGAAUGGGGUCCCUUCAUCCGGCUGGCCCUGCCCAGCAUGUUUAUGAUCUGCAUCGAGUGGUGGACCUUUGAGAUCGGGAGCUUCCUGGCAGGGUUAAUGAGUACGGUGGAAUUAGGAGCUCAGUCCAUCAUCUACGAACUGUCGACCAUCGCAUACUUGCUUCCACAGGGCAUGAGCGUGGCCUCCAGUGUCCGCGUGGGGAACGCCUUGGGCGCCGGGGAUGCUGACCAGGCCAAGAGGUCGUGCAUCAUGGCCCUCCUUUGCACCGGGGUCCUUGCGGUGGUUUUCGCGGCGCUGCUGGCGGCCCUGAAGGACGUGGUGGCCUACAUCUUCACGGACGACAAAGAAAUUGUUGCUUUGGUCUCCAAAGUUAUGCUGAUUUUCUCACCGUUUCACCUGUUCGAUGCCACAGCGGCCACUUGCGGAGGGGUGCUGAGGGGCGCCGGCAAGCAGAAAAUUGGCGCUAUCGCCAACGCGGUGGGCUACUACGUCAUCGGGUUGCCCAUCGGGAUUACGCUGAUGUUCGUGUACAAGCUGGGCGUCAUGGGCCUGUGGACCGGUUUAAUUGUCUGCAUCUCUCUGCAAGCCGCAUCCUUCUUGGUUGUCGUCUUACGCAUGAACUGGAAAAAAGCCGCCGAAGAGGCUCAGAUUCGAGCUGGACUAACAGUCAGACAAGGAAGUGCUGAGGAUUCUGUUAGUGCAGAUUAUCUUGCGAUGAAUUUGGAGGUGCCCAACGGAGAUACCCUCAGUUGUCUUGUCCAUCCGGGUGAAAACCUAGGGGAUCAUCAACCCUUUCCCAGUGAAGAGAUGCCCCAGUUUAUCACUUCUCCGACACCAGGUGCCUUAACCUGCAAGCAACUUCUUCUCCGGCGUGGACUGGCACUGCUGUUAGCAGUUGCCAUCUUGGUUUUGGGGGUUCUCAUCCAUCUUCUGCUCUGAGAACUGUACAGCAUGGGAGGACUGGACAGGGCAGCCUGUUGGAAGGGGAGACCUUCUCACCUCAUCAGUGUUCAUCCCAGAGGAUCUAAAAGUGAUCCAGCUUGGAUCUGAUCCCAUGGGACAGUUGCUCCUCUACCAUCGGCCUGGACUAACCCGCUGGACGUGAUUUCUCAACGUGAUGGAAAGACUUAACUCGCCUUUAAAGGUGUUUGGGAAAUCACAUUGGAAUAAAUCCAGGUGUUUAAAUUUUUUUUUUUUUUUUUUUUAAAUGGUGUUUUGUAUUUUAACUUUUUUGGAAUAAAAUAAAAAUAGAUAUUAAAAAAGAAAGAAAAAAACCCCACA
Pantherophis guttatus is the source of this 2166-nucleotide messenger RNA. It is a transcript of the gene SLC47A1, whose product is annotated as solute carrier family 47 member 1. Gene Ontology annotation, biological process: xenobiotic detoxification by transmembrane export across the plasma membrane. The record is from RefSeq and is a predicted model, not a curated record. Gene Ontology annotation, molecular function: antiporter activity; xenobiotic transmembrane transporter activity. NCBI's taxonomy places the organism in Eukaryota, Metazoa, Chordata, Lepidosauria, Squamata, Colubridae. Gene Ontology annotation, cellular component: membrane.